Scophthalmus maximus (turbot) is the source of this 6137-nucleotide messenger RNA. RefSeq names its product oxoglutarate dehydrogenase L (gene ogdhl). The record is from RefSeq and is a predicted model, not a curated record. Gene Ontology annotation, cellular component: mitochondrion; oxoglutarate dehydrogenase complex. The transcript has 23 exons. Lineage: Eukaryota; Metazoa; Chordata; Actinopteri; Pleuronectiformes; Scophthalmidae. Gene Ontology annotation, biological process: tricarboxylic acid cycle. Gene Ontology annotation, molecular function: thiamine pyrophosphate binding; oxoglutarate dehydrogenase (succinyl-transferring) activity. Bases 2000 to 5056 code for a protein of 1018 amino acids.
ACAAAUUUGAUCCAGAAGCCAUUCUGCAUUAUUCUCAGUUAGUGGUUUCUUUGCAUCUGGUUAAUUUAAUAAUUCAGAUCAUGAAGAAAUAACCGAUUUUAUUGCAGGACUGUUGCCUUCAUCAGAGAGUAUUCAUUUGUUUUUGUAUGCAUAUAUUUGUAACCGUGUCUUUGCACUACAGAUUUGUCAGUUGUUUUUUUUUAAUGAAAUCAUGCAUUAUUGAAUCAUUUGAAAUGUGAUGGAUUUUUGUGACAGCACGUGUACCAAGGGGCUGUCAGGAAAAUUUAAUUCCACCUCCAAACAUGCUUUAUUUGAUGAAUUAGGGUUCCUAAAUAGCCCCAUGACGUGGACUUCAAUAAAUGGUGUGUGUAGGCUUGGCCCGGGUAAGUGGAUUACACAUUAUCUGCUUCUCCCGCUCUUUGUACCGAGGCCGGCAUUGACCAAAUGAGCUCUGGACUCGGUGCACAGUCAAUUUGGUUUGGCAACCCUAGCUGUUGGCGGCUGCUGCGAGCCUGAGUCACCUGCACAUUUACUUUCUUUUUUGUUGAGGUUAUGCUGUGGCCUUUUGGACUAAAUAUUUGGACACUGAACAUUGACUGACUCUGUCAGGCAAACCCUACAAAUGAGUAACCGCGGUCAGCAGCAAUGAUGAUGUGUUUUGACAUGCUUUUUGCACGGCAGCAACAAUUUCACCGGAAACAGGAUGGUUUGCAGAAUAGUCACUCGUUUAAUUUCACCCAGACGCCAGAAAGGUUUCAAAACACCAAACAGCUGGUCCAGUCUUGUCCUGUACAGUGAUGUAAUUAUUCUAAACAGGAUGUCAUUUAACAAAGAGCCCCCGUUACCCAGCGGCACUGGUCUUUUCAUCGAUGAACACUAUUAAUAAAAUGCCAGAAAGCAACUGGUCUUCACUCCAUCUCUGUCAGGCGCCAACGCCACUACGACAAAAUGGCAUUUCAGUUCAUAAUUGCCUGACCCGUGUGUUCUUUAGGUCGGCUGGGGGAGCCGCACCAAAACGUUAAUGCAAAUAAUGAAAGAGAGAAGUCUCUUUCGGGGAACACUUGGGAUUAUUGUGAGAGUGUAGUGAAUAUAUUUUUGAUGUGGGUGUAAACACUCUAUUUACGACACGUAGAGGUGCAUGUAAUAAGGCCUUUUGAAUUGUUAAAAGGAGAGAUUGUGAUAUGAAGUUUAAAGGCCACACAUUCAUGUGACGUUGUAAUAUUUUGACUUUGACUGCCUCUGACUCCCCCCCCCCCCCCCCCCCUUUUUUUUUUCUUCCAGUGGUGUGCUUGUCAUGAUGGAUAAUACUGUCCCCUCUGUGCCUGCAAGUAUGAAUGAUGGAAAUCUCGAUGAAGAGGAGAGCGGGGCUUGGCAAGAGGAGAGGAGAGGAGAGGGAGGGGGGGGGCAAUUAUCUUAUUGUUUAACCCACUCAAGGUAGAAGCCCAUCAAUCUGAAACCACUUGCUCAAGUGACUCAUGUUCAGCCUUUAUAAAAAAGUUUAAUUGGCUUAUAUAAUUAACACUGAGGGGAAAAGACGUAUGUGUGAUGUAACUUUAGAGGGAGAGAGAGAAAAAAUGAGUGCGUCCAGGGGGCUGAAGUGACGGGGUUAAAGAAAGUCUACUGAUCAUAAAACUGAUUGCUGUUAAGAAUUUUUUAAAAAAUGAAGCACCACAAACUAGACGAUUUUUUUUAUGCAUAUGAAAAAAAAGGAAAAACUUAUUUAGAAAUAUCCCUAAAUGCUGGUGCUUUUCUCUCUCUCUCUCUCUCUCUCUCUCUCUCUCUCUCUCUCCCCCUCUCUCUCCCCCUCCCUCCCUCUCUCCCUCUCUGUCCCCGAGCUGGUGUGUUUUGGCCCGGCAGAGGAAGCGCCACCUGACUCGCUGGGGGGUGAGGGGGCGUGUCGUGACGUGGCUGCAGCGCUCGGAUCUGUGUCACCUCCACCGGUACCUGCUGUCCCACUUCGGCGAUGACAGUACAGUCAAAGAGCGGUACAGUCUAAGCCAUGAUGAGUCAGCUGCGGGCGUUGGCGGGUGCGCUGAGGGGCGGGUGUGCGGGGGGAAGCCAGUGGUUGCUAGGGUGUGGAGGCGGCCCGGCCAGGCGCUGGCUUGAUCCCAGGAGAGGCUGCUCCACCGGGGCCUCGCCAAUCGUCCCGCCGGUGGCCAGCAGCAGCUCCAGCUAUGUGGAGGAGAUGUACUUUGCCUGGCUGGAGGAUCAUAACAACGUCCACGAGUCCUGGGACGCUUUCUUCCGUAACAUCCAGCCCUCCAGCCCGUCUGGCGAGGCGGGUGAGGGACGCCCCUCCGCUCUGCUCCAGGGCCGAGUGCUAUACCACUCACCAGGCAUGGCACAGAAAGUGGUGGAGGACCACCUGGCUGUGCACACUCUCAUUAGAGCCUACCAGAUUCGGGGUCACCACGUUGCCCAGUUAGACCCUCUGGGAAUCCUGGACGCUGACCUGGACUCCUUCGUUCCCUCGGACCUGAUCACCACCAUUGAUAAAUUAGGUUUCUAUGGUCUUGAUGAGUCUGACUUGGACAAGAGCUUCCAGUUGCCCCCUACCACCUUCAUCGGAGGAGGAAACACCACUCUACCUCUGAGAGAAAUCAUACGCAGACUCGAGACAUCCUACUGUGGUCACAUAGGAGUCGAAUUCAUGUUCAUUAACAACGUGGACAAGUGUCAGUGGAUCCGUCAGAAGUUCGAGACUCCCGGGGUCAUGCAGUUCACUAACGCUGAGAAGAGAACUUUGCUCGCCCGCCUGGUCAGAUCCACACGGUUUGAGGACUUCCUGGCGAGGAAGUGGUCAUCAGAGAAACGCUUCGGUCUCGAGGGCUGUGAAGUGCUAAUCCCCGCUCUUAAAACCAUCAUUGACAAAUCAAGUGCUGCGGGCAUCGACAGUGUGAUCAUGGGGAUGCCUCAUCGAGGUCGACUGAAUGUCCUUGCCAACGUGAUCCGCAAGGAGCUGAAUCAGAUCUUCUGCCAGUUCGACCCCAAGUUAGAGGCAGCUGAUGAGGGUUCGGGCGAUGUCAAAUACCACCUUGGGAUGUGCCACGAGAGGAUCAACCGCGAGACGGACAAGAGCAUCACGCUGUCGCUCAUGGCGAACCCCUCCCACCUGGAGGCGGUGGAUCCAGUGGUUCAGGGAAAGGCCAAAGCUGAGCAGUUCUACAGAGGAGACGACCGGGGACAGAAGGUCAUGUGCAUCUCGAUGCAUGGCGACGCUGCUUUUGCCGGACAAGGGGUCGUGUAUGAGACCUUCCACUUAAGUGAGCUCCCCUCGUACACGACGCAUGGCACAAUCCAUGUGGUGGUCAAUAACCAGAUUGGCUUCACCACAGACCCCCGAGUUGCCCGCUCCUCUCCCUACCCCACCGAUGUGGCCCGGGUUGUCAACGCGCCCAUCUUCCAUGUGAAUGCCGAUGACCCCGAGGCUGUCAUGUACGUGUGUCGGGUUGCUGCAGAGUGGAGGACCACCUUCAACAAGGAUGUCGUCAUUGACCUGGUUUGUUACAGACGGUUUGGCCAUAACGAGAUGGACGAGCCCAUGUUCACCCAGCCGCUGAUGUACAAACAGAUCUGUCGGCAGGAGCAUGUGCUGAAGAAGUACUCUGACAAGCUCAUUGCUGAGGGAGUGGUGACACUGCAGGAAUUUGAGGAAGAAGUGGCCAAAUAUGACAAGAUAUGCGAGGAGGCGUACACCAGCUCCAAGGAUGAAAAGAUCUUGCACAUUCGACCCUGGCUCGACUCCCCCUGGCCCGAUUUUUUCACGGCAGAGGGCGAGCCCAAGAGCAUGAGCUCUGUCCCCACUGGACUGGAGGAGGAGGUCCUGCAGCACAUUGGCCAGACCGCCAGCUCAGUGCCACUGGAGGACUUCAAGAUCCACCCCGGUGUGUCUCGCAUCCUGCGCGGUCGAUCAGACCUGGUGAAGAAUCGACAGAUGGACUGGGCUCUGGGAGAGUACAUGGCCUUUGGUUCCCUUCUCAAAGAUGGCAUCCACGUGAGACUCAGCGGGCAGGACGUGGAGCGCGGCACCUUUAGUCACCGUCACCAUGUCCUGCACGACCAAGAGGUGGACAAACGGACCUGUGUUCCCAUGAACCACCUGUGGGCCAACCAGGCUCCUUACACUGUCUGCAACAGCUCCCUGUCAGAGUACGGAGUGCUGGGUUUUGAGCUGGGCUUUGCCAUGGCCAGCCCGAACGCUCUGAUCCUAUGGGAGGCCCAGUUUGGUGACUUUCACAACACAGCCCAAUGUAUCAUUGACCAGUUUAUCAGCCCGGGCCAGGCCAAGUGGGUCCGCAACAACGGUAUUGUCCUGCUCCUGCCACACGGGAUGGAGGGAAUGGGUCCAGAACAUUCAUCGGCUCGACCUGAACGCUUUCUGCAGAUGAGCAAAGACGACUCUGAUCACUUCCCUGAAUUCAAUGGAGAUUUUGAAGUCCAGCAGCUGUUCGACUGCAACUGGAUCGUGGUCAACUGCUCCACGCCCGCUAACUACUGUCACGUGAUCAGACGACAGAUUCAGCUGCCGUUCAGAAAACCGCUGAUUAUUUUUACACCAAAAUCUCUGCUGCGGCACCCGGAUGCAAGAUCCAGUUUCGAUGACCUCGCCGAAGGCACUAGAUUCAAGAGGCUAGUCCCUGACGUGGGCGCUGCGGAUCGCAGCCCGGGUCAGGUGAAGAGGGUGAUCUUCUGCACUGGCAAAGUCUACUACGAGCUGGCCAAAGAGAGGAAACUGCAGAACUUGGAGAAAGACGUCGCCAUCGUCAGACUUGAGCAGAUCUCUCCAUUCCCGUUCGACCUGGUCAGAGCAGAGGUAGAGAGGUAUGCCACCGCUGAGCUGGUCUGGUGCCAGGAGGAGCACAAGAACAUGGGAUACUACGAUUACGUCCGGCCACGUUUCCUCACAGUGGUGGCCAACAAGAAACCCGUUUGGUAUGUGGGACGGGACCCCGCAGCCGCGCCGGCGACAGGGAACAAGUCCACCCACCUGAAUGAGCUGAAGAGGUUCAUGGACACUGCUUUCAACCUGAGCGCCUUCCAGGGGAGGGACUUGUAGUGGAGACCCUGGGAUGACAACCAGGCUGGAGGUGCAAUUUCAUCUCCAACCACCAUAGUUUAGGAAGUCUUCACACGGCACAGUUUUGCAAUUCCUCUUGAUUUUUGUGGUGGAGCACAACCUGGUGUUACAGUAGUAAACAUCGUCUUUAACCCUGAAAACCCUACGUGAAAGAUAAGUCCGUAAGACCAACCGACUACACGGCCAACUGUGUUGUCAGAAGCAUCAUGAAGGACACUUUAAAUGUUAUUUGUUAUUUAAAUGUUAUUAAACUAGGUGGUAGGAAGCAAAAAAUUAUACUUUCUAGUGUCUCCAUGAGAUGUCAUAUUUGAUAAAUUACUUGUCUUUUACUGUAACUUACUGUAAUGCAAGGGAUUCCCUGGCCACGCCCCAUGUCAAAUGAAUACACAGACACACACAAUCACUCUUUUUGCAGUAGCUUUAGUACUGUAGAUAGCGCCAUUGUUGCUAUGCAGAAUACUAGUGUAUAGUUAGAGCAUUGACUGUGGAUCACAUAUCGCAGGUAUGACGACUGCUCUGAAAGUAAACACAUCAGUAGGUUUUAGUGCCUUGCACUCGCCUCGGCCAUCUUCGCAGUUAGUGAGGGAGUGAGUAUUUAUUGUCACACAUCACUUCAUCAGGAGACAUGAGCCAGCUGGCACAGAGACUCGCAGCCAUGUUUUCUACUUAGGACAUACGGCUCGGCGUCCUCCGCGGAGGCUGAGGGAUGCACACAGAAACACAGCAAAGCCUCGGAUGCUUUGAGAGCAAUACUGACACCCGGUUGUCACAUUAAAAUCCCCAGGUAUUCAACAGAACUGAAAUGAUGUGCUGAGAAAAUACUCCUUAAAACUGCGUUUCCUUUUUGACUAUACUGUAGCUCGCCUCUCCCUCUUACAUCUGUAAGAUUCAUGUACAAGGGACACACACAGACAUCAUUUUACAUAUUUAGUGAUUCUUUAGGUUUAUCUAUUAUUAUUAAUGUAUUAAUUGAACCAUGUGGAUAAUGAAAUCGCACAAAACAAUGAAGUUGCUCUUAAACCAGGAAUAAUGACAUGCAAUAAAAUAUGUUGAUAUGCAA